Molecule: messenger RNA, 1926 nt
Organism: Penicillium salamii
Lineage: Eukaryota; Fungi; Ascomycota; Eurotiomycetes; Eurotiales; Aspergillaceae
Source: the annotation of a GenBank genome assembly
AUGCCGCGCAAAGCUCCAGCAGCUAAAGUCGCCUGCGUUAUUUGUCACGAGCGGCGGGUGAAGUGCGAUCGCACUGAGGAUGUCGCGUGUUCCAACUGCCGAAAUGCUCAACGCGACUGCGAACCCAUCAUUUCUCGCCGUGGACGGAAGAGAAAACUACCUCUUGGCUUCUCCGAGUCAGUCCCAAGCAGGAGCUCUCUACGGAGCUCCCACUUUAUGGCGCAUGGAGGGGUGACGCCUUCAACCACACACCAAGUCACUCCUACUGAAGCCAACAAAGCGCCAGAAAAAUCGCCAUGCUUCCCAGCACUUGGUCCAAGUGGUAAAACACAGUAUGUUGGAGAUUCCUCUAACCUUAACUACUUGGUCCAGCAGUUCGGAAAUCCCUUCGAGGGUUCCACGGAUACUCGCCCAUUGCAAGACCACCUCCACGGGGCAAUGCUGGCUCGGGUAGGAGACUCGACGAUACAGGAAAUUGAGAGACUUCGUCAGUCAAGCCUUGCGCAUCUUAAGGCUGAGGGGGCUUUUGACGUUCCAACCCUCGAAACCGGUCAAGCUCUUCUCGACGCAUAUUUCCAUUAUUCGUUUACUACGUUGCCCAUCCUUGAUCGGUCCAGAUUUCGAGCUCAGAUUGAAGAUGGAUCGGUAUCGCACCUACUUUUGAAUGCUGUAUACCUCACUGCCAGCUUGUACUGUUCCGAUAAGCUCAUUUCAGACGCCGGGUUUGCCUCACGGUAUGCCGCAAGCCUCACGUUUUACCGGAGAGCGAAAUCUCUCUAUGAUGCUGGCUUUGAAACCGAUACCAUUGCAACAAUCCAAGCAACAUUCCUAAUGUGCCAUUGGUGGAGUGGCCUGCUCGAACCUAAAGACCCAUGGCACUGGCUAGGUAUAUCUGUUGGGAUGGCGCAGGCUUUGGGGCUGCAUCAAGCGAAGUCCUAUAUCCGCUUGGGGGAACGGGAGCGAAAUUUGUGGCGGAGAUUGUGGUGGAUGAUAUAUACAAUGGAUAUAAAUCUGUCUAUGUUCCUCGAUCGCCCGCCACACAUUCAAGGAAGACUUUGCAAUGUCCCACCUCUGACACAAGAUGAUUUUGAACCCAACGAUGACCCUAGCGACAGUGAACCCUCCGAUGGGAACUUUUGCAAUGUCAGCAUGUUCGUUAUCAACGCCAUGCAACUUGCUCGUAUAGUGGACCGUUUCUUCACCAUCAAGUACGACGAAGACACUGGGCAUUCGCAAGACAUUUGUUUAGAGCAGAUCUCAUUGUGGUCGAACUCACUACCUCCAGGACUCCAGAAUUUUACGUCCAGCCAGAGCAUAUGGGCUAUCUUAACUCGAAUCUUAUACCAGACAUACCGGUUGGUUCUGCAUCGGAGCAAUCCUCGUUUCUCGAUCAACACAGGGCCUGGUACUCCUAUCUUCGAGAUAUGCACCGAUAUAUAUCACAUGCUGGAGAUACUAAUGGCGAAAGAUCUGGUUUACGCCGCGGCAGGGAACAUGCAAGUUUCCUUGAGGAGCCUGGGAGGAAUUGCUUCGGUGUUGUCCGUGCUUUCGAUCCAAAUACUCAACAUCCACAAAGGCGAUCCCGGUGUCCGAAUGAUCUCCGAGCAUCGCGCCCGAUUCUGCAUGAUGAUACUCCAGAACUUACAGGACAGAUUGCCGAUAGUUGCAGCCUUCCUCCCAAUAUACGAGUCGCUCCUCAAGGGACGUAGUAUGGGCUUCCAGUCACAGGGUGGCGAAAAUGCAAAAGAGCGUCCACCACGACAAUCAAUGCAACAUGAAGGGGCCGACUCGGAGAACGAAAUGCACAAUGGGAGUUUGAACAUCACUGAAGGGUUGUUUGAUCAAAUCCCGCAAGAUAACUUAGGCACAUUAUUUCCGUUUUCUUUUCCGUUUGGUAAUUUGUUUGAGGAUGUCAUGCUUGGCUAA